Messenger RNA from Limulus polyphemus (Atlantic horseshoe crab), 987 nucleotides. RefSeq lists its product as uncharacterized. The record is from RefSeq and is a predicted model, not a curated record. Lineage: Eukaryota; Metazoa; Arthropoda; Merostomata; Xiphosura; Limulidae. The transcript is spliced from 4 exons. The annotation marks the transcript as partial.
AUGGCUGUCAAUGUUGAAUGCUUAGAAAUUAUGCUGAGUGGCUUGCAGAGUCACCUAGCGGGCUUUAUUGAAAUAUCCGAAAGAGUAGAUGGAGCCCGACUGCAUAAACCUUUGGCAGAACUACUUACACAAGUGCUUUUGACAUCUCUGUGCGAAUACGAAGAAGGUCUGCAAAGAAAACAUUUAUGUAAAUCAAGAAUACGAGAAGAUUUCAAAAAACGUCUCUGUCUGCUGAUGAAAAUGACAGUAAGCUGUUUGCGUGGGGGUCAGUCCUUACAAUAUACAGGUCUGCUGACCAUGAAUAAAGUAGUAGAUGUUUGCAUAGUUCAAGGUGUGGCCUUACGUCGAGUGGACAUUGAGGAUGUUAAUAAACAUACAUUAGAUUGUCAUUCGCUAAACAUUAACAAAAAUCAGUGCCAAUUUUCUGCAGGGAAUAGGUCAAGUGCUCCUGUGAACUGUGUUAUUAAUGCCAACAAUAAGUCGUCUAACUCGCAAGACAGGGGAAUGUAUGGUCAGAAAGACGUGUCUAGUUCAGCACGUUGGUGGUCUUACACCAAAAAAUCAACGACGAAAAUUACUCCACUGAUGCUGCACACAGAUCCUGAUAAUGAGUUUGUUUUCCGAACACAAGGCGUUCUUGAUGUUUUGUCUGAAGAAGGCGUUGAUCUCUUACUGAACGUUCUGAAUAAUGCUAUUACGUUACAUAAAAGAGUUGUAGGUACUCGCCAACACUGCACACCAAGUCAAAGAUGGCGACACUGCAGCUACCAUUGUCUUCAGAUACUAAGUGCUCGGAUGUUGCUAUACAUGAGUCAAAAUGAAGAAGUACAAGAGAAGCUGGUUGAAGAAGGCCAUCUAAGGAUUCUAAUAGCCUCAUUAGAUUCCACUCAUGACCCGCAACUUCUGUGCCUUGUUCUACAAAUUGUUGCCACUUUGGCUAUGCGAUCGAAAUAUCACAAUGCACUAUUGGAGGCUGAUACGGCAGAU